Ceratina calcarata is the source of this 1088-nucleotide messenger RNA. RefSeq lists its product as uncharacterized. Bases 87 to 896 code for a protein of 269 amino acids. The record is from RefSeq and is a predicted model, not a curated record. NCBI's taxonomy places the organism in Eukaryota, Metazoa, Arthropoda, Insecta, Hymenoptera, Apidae. The transcript has 3 exons.
GUUAAGGAUAGACACGGAUUCCACGCGGAGGAAGUCGGGCGCCGCGGGUCGCGUCGUCGGCCAGUCCGUCGGUCGCCUUCCUGGUCAUGUUCGGUUUCUAUUUGUUGGACGUUCACGUGACGUCACUCAGAUUGAACAAGGAGGUGUACAUGGACACCGGCGGGGCGAAGUUGUCGGUCGCCGUGGUCUUCGUCGACUUCCCGGCGACGGAAGUGCGCGAGCGGGAGCGCCGGUUUGUCGAGGAAGAAGGCAUUUACGUGUACAAGUUCCGGGCCGGCCAGUCGUAUCACUUCUCGAUGGGCUGCGGCAAGCUGAUGAACAAGAUGAAGAGGGUCAAGCUGAAGAUCGGCAUUUUCAAGCCCGACGAACGGUUCCCCGUCUGUUAUGUGCACACUUACCUCAGCGGAUGCGCCUGCGACAUGGGGUCGGCGGACGUGGAGCGGCCAGUGCCUUUCGUAUUCCGAGGGCCGUUCGAGUUGGUGGAUCCAGGCCGGAGUUUCGCAGGAUCGAUAGAUCUCGAAAUCACUUUGACCAAUCUGGGAAAGAGCCUAGUCAGCUGGUACGCGUUGGCACCCGACUGUUUCAUCUUCAAGAACGACUCCACGAGCCAGAGCGAUGAGUAUAAAUGUUACGCACGAGGCAAGGAAGCGUCGGGGUCGUUGAUCGUCGACGACGAUCCGUCGGUGGUUCAACGAAACCGUGUAAAGAAUGAAUUGUUGGAGUCCUCUUCGCCGGGCAACUUGAUGGCGACCAUUGCUGGAAUAUCGCCUACCGGAGAUCGACUAGCUCUCGGUAGUCCGCCGCCUAGACUGGCCAGGCCGCCUCUGGUCGAUCCAACGCAGUUAAUGAGACGGAGACGAAAAAAGGGCGGAAAGAAGGGCAGAAAGAAGAAAUGAUAUCCCGCAAAGCAUAAAAGUGAAACAGAACCAUCCUCGAACACGUUUGACCGAAACAAAUCCCUCGGAUGCUCCUUUAGGAGCCGUUUAAUCUCGUAGAAAUCAUUGAAAAUAGCCUCGCUUGUACGUCCCUGGUCUUCCUCAGAAUUUCUAAUCUAUUGCAACCUGUAAAAUGAAAUUCAUUACCUUUUA